CAGAUGUCCCAGAUUUCCCAUUCAAAAAAACUGAAAUAAAGAUCAUUGGCCGAACCAAUUCAUUCUCAAUAGCCAAUGGUAACGCCCCCUCACAAUCCAACAUGGCGACGGCAUUUGAAUUUUGAGCGUUACGAACGGUCAGCGUUCGUGCAGGUGCAUGCACAUCCCGCCUAUUCAGUCCUCAUUUCCCUCAGUGAAAAGUGGAAAAAAGUGGUGUUAUUGGGGAUUACAAUUGAACCGACGAGAGCCUGGUUCACAGUGAGAUCACCAGGAUGGAGAACUUCACGAAGGUCGAGAAGAUUGGCGAGGGGACCUAUGGCGUCGUCUACAAGGGGAAACACAAGAAAACUGGGGAAAUUGUUGCCAUGAAGAAAAUUCGUCUCGAGAGCGAUGAUGAGGGCAUACCAUCCACAGCUAUACGUGAGAUUUCGUUGCUGAAGGAGUUGAAACAUCCGAACAUCGUGGGACUGAUUGAUGUGCUCAUGGAAGAGUCUAGACUGUAUCUCAUCUUUGAGUAUCUCACGAUGGAUCUUAAAAAAUAUAUGGAUACUCUGGGGAGUGAAACAUUAAUCCCUACCGAGACAGUUAAAUCAUAUUUGUACCAGAUUACACGAGCUGUGCUCUUCUGCCACACACGACGAGUCCUCCAUCGUGACUUGAAACCCCAAAAUCUUCUCAUCGACGCACGUGGGGGAAUAAAAGUCGCUGAUUUUGGUUUGGGAAGGGCAUUUGGUAUUCCAGUGAGAGUCUACACACAUGAGGUCGUUACCCUGUGGUACAGAGCCCCAGAGAUCCUCCUAGGCACCACCAGGUACACAUGUGCCAUCGAUGUCUGGAGCAUAGGCUGCAUCUUCGCUGAAAUGGCGACGAAAAAACCAUUGUUCCAAGGGGACAGUGAAAUUGAUCAAUUGUUCAGAAUAUUCCGUGUCUUGAAAACACCUACUGAAGAAAAUUGGCCUGGUGUUACUCAACUAGCGGAUUACAAAGCCACAUUUCCCAACUGGACGACAAAUAAUUUAGGAAAUCAGGUGAAGCCGCUGAACGAGAAGGGUCUCGAUCUCCUCCAGGCGAUGCUCGUCUACAAUCCAGAGAAACGUAUUUCAGCACGUGCAGCUCUCGAACACCCGUACUUCAAGGAUCUAGAUCUCAGUAAACUUCCGCCGACGUGAUAAGUAUACCAAGGAAGAUCAUGUGGUUUUGGAUUCUCUGGGACAACAAUCUCCACACUGCUUCGUUCACGAGAAUGCCUCUGUCGUUUCUCUUAACUUCACAAUUCGAUUUUAAAGUGUAAUCGUUAAAUACUCCAGUUUGAUUCCAUGUUCACGUCGAUAUGUUUACUAUUCUCCACAAGUUUUAUUAUAAUUUAACUGAAUCGCACUUUGGUGUAUCAUUAUUUUUUUUUAUUCGAUUUGAUUAUUUAUCUUGAUGUCGGUUCAUUCGAGGGUUUUUCUACAGGUUGAUGACUCUUCGUAUUCUUCUCGAGGUGAAAAUUUUUGGUUGAGAUAUUUUCUGGACAUGCCCUGGAGGAUGUUUUUAGAGGAAAUGGUUCUGGGUGGAUGGGGUCACUGAGGAUGGAGUUUUGUGUAAUUAAAUUACAAAUGCAAUAGAACUUUAAUGAAAAUUCGCUAGAAUUUUAAUUUUAAUAGAACUUCAAUGGAGUGCCAUAAGAACGUGAACGAAAUUUUACGAUAAAUUGAACCGAAAUUUGAAAUCUUAAUGGAUUUCAAUUUCAACGAAAUUCUAAAGAAUUUCUAGUAAAAUUUCAAUGUCACUUCUGCAGGGUUUCAAUACAAAUUCAUCUACAAAAUCUUCUACAGAACAUGGCCAUAAAAUACUUUCGUACACGUCAUCCCGAUUGUCUGUAUAAUACACAUUCCUAUCUUAUUUUAACACUCAUACUCACAGGGCGUUUCAUCCAAUGAACUUGUAAAUAUUUUGGAUGGAAAAAUUUGGAAAAUUGAAAAUUUAUGUAAGCAACGAAACCAUACGAGUGUUCAAUUUUUUACAUGUGACACAUUGAUUGUCUGAGAGGUUGAAAAAAUAAAGAAAAAUAAUAUAAUGUUUCUAGA
Molecule: messenger RNA, 2069 nt
Organism: Diachasmimorpha longicaudata
Lineage: Eukaryota; Metazoa; Arthropoda; Insecta; Hymenoptera; Braconidae
Gene: Cdk1
Product: cyclin-dependent kinase 1
Exons: 4
Coding region: 273-1169 (298 amino acids)
Biological process (GO): mitotic G2 DNA damage checkpoint signaling; protein phosphorylation; G2/M transition of mitotic cell cycle
Cellular component (GO): nucleus
Molecular function (GO): ATP binding; cyclin-dependent protein serine/threonine kinase activity
Source: RefSeq, a predicted model, not a curated record